AUGUCGGUUGAUUCAGAGAAAGAGAAGACACCUUCUUCACCUCUGGCCACUACUCCGAUAAGGAUCACUGAUCAAGACGAUAAUCAAAAUGAUGGCGAUGAUGGUCCAAAGUUCACAGAACAUGAAAUAAUAAUAGGAUGUAAAGUCUAUGUAUCUAAAGAUGAGGAGUUCAGAUUGGCGGAAAUCUUACAACAACAUGUGAAAAAGGGUAAAACGGUAUUCUAUGUUCAUUAUCAAGAGUUUAACAAACGUUUAGAUGAAUGGAUUAGUACUGAUAGAAUCGAUUUUAAUCGUGCUUUAAUCUUUCCUGAAGUUAAAACUGAAAAGAAAGAUCCUAAGAAGGAUAAUAAACUGAAAAAGAAAACUGCCAAACAACCACAGAAAUCUAAAAAUGAUAAACUGACCCCUAUGCUGCAACAAAAAUCAGAAACUGGUACUCCUCAACCAUAUGAAAGUGAAAAUGGUGAAACUCCAGCUACUGGAAAUGAAGAUGAAAUGGAUUUAGAUAAUUUAAAUGUUCAAGGUUUGAAAAGACCUGGUGAUGAAGUUUCAAGAGAAGAUGAAAUUAAAAAAUUAAGAACAAGUGGUUCUAUGACUCAAAAUCAUUCCGAAGUUUCAAGAGUUAGAAAUUUAUCAAAUAUAAUCUUAGGAGAACAUAUAAUAGAGCCUUGGUAUUUCUCAUCUUAUCCUAUUGAAUUAACUGAAGAAGAUGAAAUUUAUAUUUGUGAUUUUACUUUAUCAUAUUUUGGUUCAAGAAAACAAUUUGAAAGAUUUAGAUCAAAAUGUUCAAUGAAACAUCCUCCUGGUAAUGAAAUUUAUAGAGAUUCAAAAGUUAGUUUCUGGGAAAUUGAUGGUAGAAAACAAAGAACUUGGUGUAGAAAUCUUUGUUUACUUUCAAAAUUAUUUUUGGAUCAUAAAACUUUAUAUUAUGAUGUUGAUCCAUUUUUAUUCUAUGUUAUGACGUUUAAAUCUGAUCAAGGUCAUCAUGUGGUGGGAUAUUUCUCUAAGGAAAAGGAAAAUGCUGAAGGUUAUAAUGUGGCUUGUAUAUUGACCUUACCUUGUUAUCAAAAGAAAGGGUACGGGAAAUUAUUAAUUCAAUUUUCAUAUAUGUUAUCAAAUAUCGAACAUAAAGUAGGAUCACCUGAAAAACCAUUAUCUGAUUUAGGAUUAUUAUCAUAUAGAGCUUAUUGGACAGAUUCAUUAGUAAAAUUAUUAGUGGAAAGAAAUAGUCCAUCACUUUAUAAAAAGAAUAAUCCUCAAGCUAUAGAAGAUGAUGUAAGUCCUGCUCCAACUGGUAAUACAAGUGAAAUUACAAUUGAAGAAAUUUCAGCCAUAACUUGUAUGACAACUACUGAUAUUUUACAUACUUUAACCACAUUACAAAUUUUAAGAUAUUAUAAAGGUCAACAUAUCAUAGUCAUAACCGAUCAAAUCAUGCUUAUGUAUGAUAAAUUGAUUAAAAAGAUAAAGGAUAAAAAGAAACAUGAGUUAGAUCCUCAAAAACUUAAUUGGACUCCACCUCUUUUCACAGCCAGUCAAUUACGUUUUGGUUGGUAA
Scheffersomyces coipomensis is the source of this 1557-nucleotide messenger RNA. It is a transcript of the gene ESA1, whose product is annotated as NuA4 histone acetyltransferase complex catalytic subunit. Gene Ontology annotation, biological process: positive regulation of transcription by RNA polymerase II; negative regulation of DNA-templated transcription. Bases 1 to 1557 code for a protein of 518 amino acids. Gene Ontology annotation, cellular component: MSL complex; chromatin. The transcript has a single exon. Gene Ontology annotation, molecular function: histone H4K16 acetyltransferase activity; transcription coregulator activity. NCBI's taxonomy places the organism in Eukaryota, Fungi, Ascomycota, Pichiomycetes, Serinales, Debaryomycetaceae. The record is from RefSeq and is a predicted model, not a curated record.